Molecule: messenger RNA, 771 nt
Organism: Thlaspi arvense
Lineage: Eukaryota; Viridiplantae; Streptophyta; Magnoliopsida; Brassicales; Brassicaceae
Source: the annotation of a GenBank genome assembly
CAGAUACUUUUUUACGGCUUCCGCGAUAUUUUCGGCUGAAGAGAGAGAAGGACGGAGAGUGAAGGCGGAGGAAGAGAGAAAGAGAGAUGAUACCGCAGCAAUGGACGCCGCCGUGUGGGAGUCAAUGCACGCAUAAGUAUGCAGCUCUUAUGCAGAUUCCAUGGAGAGUGUUCUGCAAAAAGGGAUGUGAUGCUGAUAGUGAUACAUUUGAAGAUUGUGUAUCAGACUGCAGCGAGAUAUGCUAUAAAGAUCCUGUGCUAAAAGACCGACAAUGGAGUGCAUACAUAGAUCGUUCUCCUGGAGCUGCCAGCUACUCUGAGGAAUGCUUUCACGCGUGUGUCGCAGGCUGUGGUUACAAGUUUGAAGUUGAAUCUGAGGAAGUCAAUAAGGCGAAACCAAAGAGACCACCACCGCCACCGCCAAAGCCACAACCACCACCACGAGCUAAAAGACCAAUGCAGUCUCCUACUGAGGAUGUUCCUACAACUUCUGCUUGACAUCAAACGCCUUGUGAACUGACUUCUUAAAACUCCUCAAUUUUUUGGUAAUCUAACAUCUGAGGGAGUAUUAAUGUUCAGAGUAGCCAAACUUCAGUACAUUUGGUUCAAGUUUCUUGAUAGUUUUUGUAAUAGAGAGAGUAUAUCGGAGGGACUCGUCCCAUGGAUGGACCUAGCGACCUUUUUAGUCCAUAAGGCAUAUAUAUGAACUAGAAAGGCACAAACAGCUCUAGUUCAUGUUCUUAAAUGCUAACCGUAACACCAACAUCACCAC